AUGGACAAUAAUCCGGGGGUGCAAGCCCAUGUAUAUCCUGGACCGGAUCCGCCGCCAUACUCCGGCCCAGCACCUGGAUCCAGCUACCCAGCGUACGCCGGAUACCCGGUUACAAAUCAACCACAUGUAACCGUGGUACAUCCGAAUACCACAAUUAUGCAAGGAGCCACUGUAAUUCCAGCUGUGAUAGUCACAAACAAUAUGGCUCCGGGACCUACCCCAUACGUUUGUCGGUCAUGCAAUCAACAAAUAGUCACAAGAGUGGAAAGAAUCCCUUCAAUGAGAACACAUUUGUGUGCUGUGCUGCUAUGUCUUAUAGGGUUCUGGCCAUGUGUGUGUGUCCCGUACUGCGUGGACUCUUGUAACAACGCUGAACAUUACUGCCCUAACUGCAGCGCAUACGUUGGCUCAUACUCUGGAUAAAUAAUUAACUAAUGUUCAGUCAUUAUCUAUUGUGUCCCAGUCGGUCGUAUCCCCGCAAAAAUUUGUCAGCAGACCAUUGAAUUAUAAAUGGAU
Messenger RNA from Pararge aegeria (speckled wood butterfly), 516 nucleotides. RefSeq names its product lipopolysaccharide-induced tumor necrosis factor-alpha factor homolog. NCBI's taxonomy places the organism in Eukaryota, Metazoa, Arthropoda, Insecta, Lepidoptera, Nymphalidae. The transcript has 2 exons. Gene Ontology annotation, molecular function: zinc ion binding. The record is from RefSeq and is a predicted model, not a curated record. Bases 1 to 423 code for a protein of 140 amino acids.